Messenger RNA from Trypanosoma brucei brucei TREU927, 1428 nucleotides. RefSeq names its product variant surface glycoprotein. The record is from RefSeq and is a predicted model, not a curated record. Lineage: Eukaryota; Euglenozoa; Kinetoplastea; Trypanosomatida; Trypanosomatidae. The transcript has a single exon. Bases 1 to 1428 code for a protein of 475 amino acids.
AUGCAAGGCACUAUGUACUGGGUUGUAUUUUUAGUGGCGGUACUACAGGGUAUUCAUUUAGUGUCGGGCCAGGAGGAGAUAUUGAAUGAACAAGAGUUUGAAGCGUUGUGUCGAAUGAUAAAUUGGGCAGAAAGGGGACUGAAGCACAUAAAAGUAACAAAACGAGUUACCCAAGAAGCUCUGAAAAUAGGCGUAAGAUAUCUUGAAGUGGCCGGUGAGGAAAAUGCUGCUGAACUCGCUGAGGCACAGGACUAUUCUUGUACGAAGAGAAUGGAGGAUCGGAAAAGGAAUUGUGGGCUGUACAAAACAUUUUGGGAAGAGGCGCAGAGAGUAUUGAACAAAGGGGUUGACAGCGGAGAAAGACCUGAGCGAAAAAAAAACGGCUUGCGGGAGCACAGUGCAGAGAUUAGAAAAAAGGCAAUGGAAGUGGCAGAUAUAUAUCACGAAAUCGAAGCGAAGAGUCCAUCUGGACAAGUAGAAAAGAUUGAAGAACAGCUCAAUAAAGCUCUUUAUGGAAGGACACACACUGCUGAAGAGAUAAGGGAAAGAGAAGAGCGAAGCAGGGUGUGCGGGAAAACAUUACCAAAUCCACCUAAUAGAGAAGACCAAUCACUAGCCGUGGAUUUGCUGUGCUUGUGUGCAAUGCACGGCUCUUGGAACGGCAGGGAGAUAUGCUGCGCAGACUGCACCACAGGAAGAAAUAGCGAGGAGUGGAAUCCAGAAUCAAACAGCGCGCACCGCUGGGAAUUUCUGAAACAGAAGUGUGCGGGAGUCAUUCCAAGCUAUGGUAGCACGGGGGAAAGACUGCGUGAUGCAAAACAAAAUUUUAUGGAUGCAGUAACGAAAAUAACUACAAGGAGGGGGGAGCAGUUGUCCAAACUAGGAGAAAAGCAAAACAACAACGUAAAAGACUGCGGCGCGGACACAAGCAAGAGCCAAGGAAUAUGCAUGCUGUACGGAGCAGUUGACGGAGUGAACCUGCCCUGGAUGAAAACUUUGGAAAGUGUCGAAGACAGGAUAGGACUUCUGAUGCAAGAGAGCCAAGACAAGACAUCAAAACUUGAGAGAAUUAAAGAGCUAAGUCAAGAGAUAGAAAGCUUAAUCAAAGGUGAUACGGGGCGAGGAAGACAACAGGGAAGACAGAAACGGAGUGUGGAUACCGAGAACAGUGUCCCAGAAACCCCAGCUGACCCGAGCGAUCCAACACAGUCAACCACAGAUACCAAUAGAAAAAAGCAAGGUGAAAGGAAACCGAUAUCAACAGGUAACGGUGCAUCCAAAAGCUACGGUGGAGAUGAGGUUGAUUCUUACGAUUCCAAAUGCGAUGGAGAAAACUCGGCAUGCUCAGAUUCACCAGCAAAGCCAACAGUAAAAAGCAGCAAAAGUGCUAUAAAUUGUCCACUGGGAUUAAUUUUGCUUUUGGUAUAA